AUGUCCGUCUAUAAAUCUUCUCGGCCUAUUUUGACCGCCCGUGCUCUUCGCACUCGCCCCAUCGCCCAGCGGUUUUUCUCCAAGACCACCCCUCGACUCGCCCCGUCUUCUUCCAACAACACGAACCCGAGUUUCCCGGCCAGCCCCAAGGAAAUAUGGCGGAAUGCAUCCCCGCCUGUUCGGUUCGUUCUCGUUGCCGGCCUCGUCGUGGCUGCAUGCGCCGAGGGAGCUAUGUGGAGCCAUUUCGCCCGCAGCUGGUGGAAAGGGGCUCCGGGGGAGGGCGAGACUCCGGGGGCGGGAUCGAAGUAG
Messenger RNA from Sodiomyces alkalinus F11, 309 nucleotides. RefSeq lists its product as hypothetical. The coding region runs from base 1 to 309 and encodes 102 amino acids. NCBI's taxonomy places the organism in Eukaryota, Fungi, Ascomycota, Sordariomycetes, Glomerellales, Plectosphaerellaceae. The transcript has a single exon. The record is from RefSeq and is a predicted model, not a curated record.